AUGGCUACCAUGACAGACCAGUACGGCACCACAGGGACUCUCACUCUGAAGUGGGACCCUCGAAAUUUAGAGAUACGGACCAUGUCCGUGGAGCGGACCCUGGAACCGCUCGUGCUGCAAGUGACCACCCUGGUUAACAGCAAGGAUCGGGACGCCAAGAAGAAACGACCUGGUAAGUCGAAACGCGCCAGUGCUCUGGUGGCUACCGUGGAGCGAGCCACGGAGAUCUUCAUCGAGAGAGGUCAGACGAUCGCGUACGAGAACCCAGAGAUCACCCAACAGAUGCUGCAAGCCGUUGAGGAAGUCAGGAAAGCUGGUGCUUGUAUGUCUGUGUGUGCCCGUGAGUUCUCUUCGGAGCCUUGCGCCUCGUCAGUACGUUCUGGAAUGGUCCGCGCAGCCAGAGGGCUACUGUCAGCUGUGACCAGACUGCUCAUCCUGGCUGACAUGGUCGAUGUCCAUUUGCUGCUCACCAAACUGAAUACUGUGGAAAACGACCUGGACAAGUUAAAAUCUGCCUCGUCCCAAUCGGAACUUCUGGAGUCAGCGCGCCAGUUUGGCCGCUCGGCCUCCGAGCUCGCCGCUCAGGCCGCCAAGAGGCAGAAGGAGCUAAAAGAACCGCGGAUGAAGGAUGAGCUGGCCGCAGCCAGGGCCGUGCUGAAGAAGCAUUCCACUAUGCUGCUUACUGCCUCCAAGGUGUACGUGCGGCACCCGGAGCUGGCGGCGGCGAAGGCCAACCGCGACUACGUGCUGCGCGCCGUGUGCUCGGCCGUGGACACCAUCUCGUGCGUGGCCAAGGGGCAGCCCGCGCCCGCCGCGAGGCUCUCCGACGGGCCCGGCGAGCUGGCGCAGGCGCUCGACGACUUCGACGAGCGCAUGGUGAUGGAGCCGCUGGCCUACUCCGAGCUCCGCACGCGUCCCUCGCUGGAGGAGCGCUUGGAGUCCAUCAUCUCUGGAGCCGCCCUCAUGGCGGACAGCUCCUGCACCAGGGAUGAACGUCGCGAACGCAUCGUGGCUGAAUGCAACGCAGUACGCCAAGCUCUCCAAGAUUUACUCCACGAGUAUAUGGCCAAUACCGGCAAACCUGAGCAGUCGGCUGGACUGGAGCGCGCCAUAGAGAACAUGUGCCGUAAAACUCGCGACCUGAGGAGGCAGCUCAGGAAGGCGGUCGUCGAUCACGUCUCUGACAGUUUCUUAGAAACCAACGUACCUUUACUGGUGCUGAUGGAAGCAGCUCGCAAUGGAAACGAGAAGGAAGUGGAAGAAUACGCUCUCGUUUUCACUGAACACGCCAACAAGCUUGUAGAGGUGGCGAACCUCGUCUGCUCCAUGUCGAAUAACGAAGAUGGCGUGAAGAUGGUGCGUCACGCUGCCGAGCAUAUUGAGGCACUGUGCCCGCAGGUGAUCAACGCGGCGCGGGUGCUGGCGGCGCGGUCGCGGUCGCGCGUGGCGCAGGAGAACGCCGCCACCUUCGCGCGCGCCUGGGAGAGCGCCGUCAAGCUGCUCACCGACGCCGUCGACGACAUCACCACCAUCGACGACUUCCUCGCCGUCAGCGAGAACCACAUUUUGGAAGACGUAAACAAGUGCGUGAUAGCACUCCAAGAAGGUGACCCUGAUUCUUUGGAACGAACUGCUGGAGCCAUACGUGGCAGAGCUACCAGGGUGUGCUCAGUCGUGACCCAGGAGAUGGACAACUACGAGCCCUGUAUUUACACGAAGCGUGUUUUAGAAGCGGUCACCGUGCUACGCGACCAAGGUAAGUCUUGUGCUCAAAUUUUAGGGUCCAUCAAGAAGAUGUCUUUCAGUGUUAACAUAGGUAUUUUUGAAUUGUGA
Arctia plantaginis is the source of this 1833-nucleotide messenger RNA. Lineage: Eukaryota; Metazoa; Arthropoda; Insecta; Lepidoptera; Erebidae. The record is from the annotation of a GenBank genome assembly.